This is a messenger RNA of Plectropomus leopardus (leopard coralgrouper), 3976 nucleotides long. It is a transcript of the gene ticam1, whose product is annotated as TIR domain containing adaptor molecule 1. Gene Ontology annotation, biological process: positive regulation of type I interferon production; TRIF-dependent toll-like receptor signaling pathway; positive regulation of canonical NF-kappaB signal transduction. Gene Ontology annotation, cellular component: endosome. Lineage: Eukaryota; Metazoa; Chordata; Actinopteri; Perciformes; Serranidae. Gene Ontology annotation, molecular function: signaling adaptor activity. The record is from RefSeq and is a predicted model, not a curated record.
CAGGUAUGUUCACUCAUAAACUUUAGAUCAAAAGUUUGAGAAGACUCAACUGCGUUGAUCUGCAGAUGAACUCUGGACUAAUGAACUGUGCAGCAGAAGCUUCCUGUUCAGAGCAAAGUUUUCUACUGGUUGAACUGAUCUAGGAAAGAGACACGUUUCUUGACUUCCUUAUUUGAAGUGGAAACAUUCAGACUCAAUACAAUGCUCUGAGCUCCAUGCCGAAACAAGAAUGUCUAUGAUAUUGUGCACCUAAGUUUUUGAGGAAAUAAAGAAGAAUAUGUCUGAAAACCACCUGUGACCCUGUCAGCUUCUGUUAAAGGCUGGAGGUUGUACAUAAGACUAAAAAUGAGUCAAGAGGGACAAGAAAACCAGGGGACAGGACUGAGAGAUGUCCUCGACAUACUAGUUAAAGCACCUCUGCAGCAACUGCUGAGCCUGACAUUCCAGCUGGGUGAGUCACCUGAAGAUAAUAUCGUCCACGCCAUGUGUCUGAUUGUACUCGAGAAAGAGGAGCGGGCCCUGGACAAACUCCAGAUGCUGAAGAACAACUACCUCGCUAAACAUCUAGCAGAAACGUGGCAGAGGAGUGGAGGCAAAUUAGCUGAUUUUGUCAUUCAUUGUGGUCAAGAGCUUACGGGAGACUCUUUGUCAGCACUGGCUCGUGUUUUUAAGGUGUUGUCAGAACAAAGACUGUGUGAUGAACGUCUUAGAAACCUGGCAUAUAAGAGAGCCCUCUACAGUGAAAGAACACGCAGUUGUGAAGAUCUGGAUCAACUCCGAGAGGAAGCUAAAGUUGUCUGUGGGCCUGAGUUUGCGGAGUGGAUGAUCUCGUCAAAGGAUCUCAAGACGGGGUCUUACCAUGAUCCUCUUAGCAGCCUGGAUGAAGGAAACACAUCUUUAAAAGUUACCCUGUCUCAGGAUCAGCCAGAGAGAACUCACAGUCUGCCCAGCCCCCUGCAGACGACCUCUUCAAUGCCCUCAUACCCCACUCAUCUGGAGAUAAGUAUCCCUGCAACAGCCUUGUUUCAAGACACCAAAAUAACUCCAGAAUCCAAACAAAAUGUCCUUGCUUUAGGUGAAUGUGAAGCAAAAAGUAUGCCUGGGCAGUUUAACAAAUCUCAGCCUAAACCCAAUGACCCCGAAGCAAAUAAACACUCAAAGAGGGAUGAAUCAUUAGCCGCAGAGAGCAGUAAGUCGGACAGCUUUAUCGCUCAGAAUGAGACUCUUAACCAAACCACCAAGCCAACCACUGACCCAAACUUUGCACUACCCACUGCUACAAACUUUUUUCUACCCAAGAUGCCUGUUCCAGAGGAAUCGCAGGAAAGUAAAGACGCUUAUGAGGAAGACGAGGCAAGAUUUUAUGCAUUUGUUAUCUUGCAUGCACCAGAGGAUGUAGAUGCGGCUGAGAGCAUGAGGGAGAAACUGGAAUCGUAUGUUGGCAUUGAUGAAGGUGCAACUUAUUCUGGGGACUUUGAGAUCCCUGGAAAGAGCACCCUCAGGAGUAUUGAGGAUGCUAUCAGCAACUCGGCCUUCACUCUCCUGCUGCUCACCCGCAACUUCAACACUCGCAUGCUGGAGAUGGAGACAGACUCGGCCCUUAUCAACUCCAUAAACAAGAAAUACAAGCACAACACUGUUAUCCCACUGCUGCCACGGGAGAACUGCAUGCCCAAACAGAGUCUCCCUAUGGUCUUGCAGACGAUAAUUCCACUUGUGGAGGACAAGAGCUUCGGGAGGAAAAUACAAAAAACGCUGUCACCGGCGAAGAUUAAAAACCAGAGGAAAAUCUGGACCGCACAGCAGAAAGUGAAAAUGCAGAUAGAGAGACAGGAGAGACUAAAGAAUGUAAACCAGUACCACAAGCAGUUGAUCACAGAGUGCACAGCAGCAGAGUUGCUGGAGAAAGAGAAGAUAAGCCUUUUAAUGCAACAGAAACUUAUUAUCACCCCAUCAGCACAGGACGGUGGUGACGGCAGGCUUCAGUUGCAACAACAACCAAAUAUUCACAUCGAAAAUGCUCAGUACAUUAUGAUUGGUAAUGACUCUCAAAUGACUGUAGGUGCAGGUCCAGGUACAGAUGAUUCACCUCACAAAGAGGAGGAGCAGUAACCUUAACAAUGAAAAAAAAAGACAUUUUUUGGAGUCAAUUGUAGAAAAUGGGAGAAUAACCAUGUUUCUUGUCCGAACACUAAAGCUGUUAUGACCACUGUCCCAUAUUCACUGCUGAUAGUUUCAUUUUAUUUACACCUCUUGGUGAUAGAAAAUUCAAUAAAACUGUCAAAAGAGCAAUUAAGUGCCACUUUAAAGAUUUUAGAGAACGCUCUGAAGAGAGUCCGUUGAGCAGAAUGAGGGCCUUGGAUGAAUGUUUAGCUGAUGACUGCCAUCUAUUGACCCACUUGUGAUGUGUGCUCUGAACAGCUGUAUGAACCCACCGUUGACACUAGGGAGCGAUGUUGUUAUUCACUCACUCACUGCUCCCCUCUGCUCCCUACUGCUCUUCACAAGUUCUUUGAAGUGCAGUGUCAUCCAAUGGCAUAAUUGCUCUGAAAUGUGAGCUAAACAAGGUUAAAUAGGAUCUUAAUUGUAAUUCUUUCUAUAUAAUUCAGGCGUGUGUGUGUGUGUGUUGUGUGUGUGCAGAUUUAAAUCACUGUGUGAUGGUAAUAGGAACUGUAAAACUUUGGUUUUGGUGUUCAAUUGGGAACUUGAUCUUUUUUAAGUGUUAUUUUUUAAGGAAAAAAGACAAACAUUUGCUGCUUUCAUGCUAAAUGUGAAAGGUUGAUGACUCUCUGUGUUUCUGUCAUUUUACUGACACAAAAAUUAAUAGAAGAAUAUAACUGACAGAUUAGUGGAAAAUGAAAAUAAUAAUUAUUUACAGCUUUAACUUUAAAUGUUAUCAUUUUUCUGACCUCGACCUUUAUAUCAUCUCAUCAUCUUCCUGUCUCUGUGAUAACUCUCUCAUGUUUGUAGUUAUUGAGGACAACAGCAGCAAACGUCACCAAAAUGUCAGACAGACAAAAAAUCAUUGAUUUACCAGGAAAUAAUAAAACAUAUAUCAACUGUGUUACUGAUCAGCUAAGGUUUGUGCUUAACUUGGACCUACUGCAAGUUAAACCCAAAACCAUGUUUCUCUGACUUUUUUUUGCUCAUAAGCCAAACUGUACCCUGAGAUGCACAGACAGGCUGCUCUUAAUAGUUUGGACUGAAUGUUAAUCAUUCUUUCUGUAUUUUUUUUUUAUUUUUUUUUUUUACAUUUUUGUUGAUUAUUGUCUUUUAUUUCCUCUUAUAAUGUUCAUUUCUACAAAUAUUUUUUAUCAGGUAUUUCAUUCCUUGUGUAUUGUUUUCUGAUGCACUUGUAACCUUUGAAGCUGCUUAAUCAUUACAUUUUUAUUUUGUAGACCCAUCCAUAUUGAGAAAGACGCUAUAAUGACAACCGGAGUCUCUUCAUGACUGGUACUGUGUAACGCGUAUGUGUGUGUGAACAUUUGUUUUCUACUCAAUCUCUGCUGUAACUGCUUAUUUUGCCUUUCAUCAGCGGUGUAAUAAGUAUUCAAAUAUUUUAUUGAGCAAAUGUAGCAAUAUGGCAAUGGAACAUGUUCAAUUAUUGAUCAACACUCUGCAGUCAAACUUUCUAGUCAAGUUAAAGAAACUACUAAAAUAAGAUAAUAAUGAUGAUUUACUAGUAACCACAGUUUUAGGGGUUAGGCACAAAAGUUUACUGUGUUUUUGUAUGUCAGUCGUCGCUUACUCUUGUUUGUGUGACCUAAUUUAGCCUAAAUGCAUUUGUAUCUAGUUCUUGCUUCUUUUCAAGUACAUUUCUGAUUUUGAUGUUUAGUGGUGUAAAAGGCAGCAAGGAUACUCAACUUGAAUUACCCGGGGGCCAUUUUUGAAACUGAUAACUAACAAACAUAGCUAAUAAAAAUGCCCAUUACCCAUCUUUCUAUGAAUUUAUUUAUUUUUUUAAAACAACAGACUU